AUGACUUCCCAAGCUUCUGCCAGCCAGAGUGGCGUCGGUUUCGGACAGAUUGCCCCGCCCAACUCGAGCGGCGUCUCGAUCCUCAUUGUCGGCGCUGGCUUUGCUGGCCUGUCGUGUGCAAUAGAAAGUAAGAGGAAAGGACAUAAGGUCCUGGUACUGGAGAAGUUUGAAGAACUGAAGGUUCUUGGAGACAUAAUAUCAUUUGGAUCCAAUGUCGGACGCAUCUUUGAACGCUGGGGCUUGCAUGACAAAUUCUGGCCGGUGUGCACUCACGUAGACAAGCUCACCCUGCACAACUCGCAGGGCGACAUCCUUGUCGAGCAGAAGAUGGAGAACCCCCUCUACGGCGCGUACUCGUACAACGGCCAUCGGGGGGACCUCCACUCGAUGCUCUUCGACUACGCGCAGUCGCUCGGCAUUGAGAUCCGCUUGGGCCAGGACGUCAGCGAGUACUGGGAGACGGACUCCGAGGCGGGCGUCAUCUCCAAUGGAGAGAGAAUUUCUGCGGACGCUGUGGUGGGUGCUGACGGGGUGCGGAGUCGCGCUCGGAAGCUUGUCCUGGGAUAUGAGGACAAGCCCAAGUCGUCUGGGUACGCGAUAUAUAGGGCCUGGUUUGACUGCGAGGAGCAAGGCGUAGAUAAAGACCCUCUCACAAAGUUUAUGUGCGAGAACGGAGACACAUUCCACGGCUGGAUCGGUCCCGAUGUUCACUUCCUCGUGAACACCUCCGGCGGAGGGCGGAAGAUGUCCUCGGUAAUAACACACAAAGACGAGGCUGACAUAGAAGAGUCCUGGUCGUUCCCUGGCAAGAUGGAGGACUGCCUGAAGAUCGUCGCAGGUUGGGACCCGCGCUGUGCCGCUCUCCUGUCCAAGGCGCCGUCGCUGGUAGACUGGAAGCUGGUGUACCGAGACCCUCUGCCGACAUGGAUCAGCAAGGGCGCCCGCCUUGCACUCAUCGGAGACGCAGCCCAUCCUUUCUUACCAACGAGUAUCCAGGGAGCUUCCCAGGCAGUCGAAGACGGAAUCACCCUCGCCGUGGUCCUUCAACUAGCAGGGAAACAGAACGUCCCCUUAGCCGUGAGAGCAUGGGAGAAAAUUCGGUAUCAGCGUGUCCGAAUGGCCCAAGUCCUCGGUGAGACAAAUCGCGAUAUGUGGCAUAAAGCGAAGCCAGAUGCGAAGGGGGAGUCCGUAUCCCUUCCCAGGCCUGAGUGGCUGCUCGGGCAUGACGCAGAGAAGCAUGCUUACGAGGCGUAUGAGGGCGCGGCGAAAGAUAUUUUGGAGACAGGAUACAAGUUGCCGACUCUACCUCCUGUUCCUGCGGUAUCUGUCGCGGCCUAG
Messenger RNA from Gloeophyllum trabeum ATCC 11539, 1338 nucleotides. Its product is annotated as FAD/NAD P-binding domain-containing protein. NCBI's taxonomy places the organism in Eukaryota, Fungi, Basidiomycota, Agaricomycetes, Gloeophyllales, Gloeophyllaceae. The coding region runs from base 1 to 1338 and encodes 445 amino acids. The transcript has 9 exons. Gene Ontology annotation, biological process: secondary metabolite biosynthetic process. Gene Ontology annotation, molecular function: monooxygenase activity; FAD binding. The record is from RefSeq and is a predicted model, not a curated record.